AUGGGUUUCGGGAUCGUCGCGAUCGCGUACAUUGUGGCCUUGCUCUUGACUAUUUCACUAAUUUUCUUUGUUAUUUAUCACGUAAGCGAGCCUUUACAAGAUAAAUUUCCAUACUCAGAUAAUUGCAUCAUGUCGCUGGCUUGCUCAAUCUCGAAUGAAAUUCCCGAACAACCUGUACUCAGCCCUCGCUCCGGCCACAUUUUUGAACGUCGUCUUAUUGAAAAGUAUUUGAUUGAAACUGGUUGUGAUCCAAUAAAUCAGCAACCUCUCUCUGCCGAAGAAUUAAUCGAAGUUAAGACCUCGCCUUUAGUUCGUCCUAAGCCGCCACUUGCUACUUCCAUUCCCGCCAUCCUCAAAACCCUCCAAGAUGAGUGGGAUGCUGUUAUGUUACACUCUUUCACUCUUCGUCAGCAACUCCAAACUGCAAGACAGGAAUUGUCACACGCACUUUACCAACACGAUGCUGCCUGUCGUGUAAUUUCUAGAUUGACAAAAGAAGUUACGGCGGCUCGCGAGGCCCUGGCAACCCUAAAACCACAUACCGGAAUUGGAGCUGCUCAACCAGCUUCGCAGGCACAAGACGUCUCUGAAGCUCCCACUAGUGAUAAAUCAAAUCUUCAAGAGGAAGUAGGACUUUCGGAGCAAGUGAUAGCCCGCCUACAGGAACGCGCAGCCAAGUUAACUGAUGAGCGUAAGAAAAGAGGAAAAACAGUUCCCGAAGGGUUGGCCAAGUCUCGAGAUAUUGCCGAAUACCGACAGAUUGCAUCACUUGUCGGUAUUCAUUCACCCAGCGUUCCUGGUAUUCUGUGUCUGGAUGCAAGCAAAGCCACUCCUGAGCGGAUUGUCACCGGUGGAAAUGACAAGAACGCCAUCGUCUUUAACACACAAGCAUCUCAGGUGGUGGCUGUUCUACGUGGCCACACAAAGAAGGUGACACGGGUGGUCUACCACCAAAGCGAGCAAUUGGCCUUCACGGCGUCGCCGGACUGUACUGUACGUGUGUGGGGCAUAGAGCAGGCCCAAUGCGCCUCAGUUAUCCGCGCUCAUGCAGGCCCCAUCACUGGUCUCUCGCUUCACGCCAUCGGUGAUUACCUCCUUUCUUCAUCAGCCGACGGCCAGUGGGCUUUGAGCGACUUGCGUCGUGGACAGGUGCUCGUCCGUGUCACCGUUGAAAAAGGCGGCUCCCUUCAAAGUUUGACGUGUGCGCAGUUUCACCCAGACGGCCAAAUUCUGGCCACUGGCACUGUGGACGGUGAGGUGAAGAUUUGGGACAUUCGCGAGCGCCGCAAUGCGGCCAAUUUCACCCACGGUGUCGGAGCAAACCAACCGCUUACAGCCGUUUCGUUCUCGGAGAAUGGUUACUACCUCGCAACCGGUGGAGCUGAUGGGCAAAUCAAACUGUGGGAUUUGCGUAAACUGAAGAACUUCAAAACUUUGACUCCGGAUGUUGAUCGGGCCAAUUCUACCUACGAGAUAAACGACCUCGAGUUCGAUCAAUCAGGGUGCUACCUCGCCGUAGCAGGAAGUGAUGUUCGCGCCUAUCUUUGCAAGCAGUGGGAUCAGUUGGCCGUGUUUACCUCACACACCUCUCCCGCGACCGGCGUUCGAUUUGGUCCGAACGCGAAAUCUAUCAUAACCUGCAGUCUUGAUCGUACAGUCAAAAUCUACGGCAGCAGUGCAAAUGAGGAAGGCGACGGUCCCUCUAACACGCAGACAUAA
Messenger RNA from Mesocestoides corti, 1719 nucleotides. The record is from the annotation of a GenBank genome assembly. NCBI's taxonomy places the organism in Eukaryota, Metazoa, Platyhelminthes, Cestoda, Cyclophyllidea, Mesocestoididae.